CAAGUGGAACUGGAGGAAAUGUCAUCAUUGGUAAAGGAGGACUUGGAGAAGAAACUGUUUAAGCCACUCUCGCAGAAUCUGUACGAGUUUAUCGAAAUAGAGUUCUCUGUCCAGGACAGGUAUUACCUCUGUGUGUCAGUGACCAAAAAUGAAGAAGUGAAAAUAAUUAUGGUGAAACACUACAGAACAGGUUUAGAUGAAAAAUAUGAAGUAACAAAAAAGUGGUCUUUGAAUGAUCUGCAGAUGAUUGAUGGAAAAGAAGCAGAUACUGACAACCCAUUUUUUGAUCUGCACUUCAAGAAAGUGUACAGAUUGGAAGCAUAUAGUUGUGCUUCUAAAUAUGCCUUUGCUCGAACUGUAAAUAAGCUGAACCAUGCGUACCUUAAGAAGGACUUACAGAUCGUGAACUUUGACUCUACUUACAUUGAUGACGAUUCCUUUUGGUCCUCCAACAACAAGGAUUGCUUGGUUCUUAUGAGAAUAUGCUUUUAUGCCUUCAAUCUGCUGUGUCUGUCCCUGUGCCCCCUGCCACUCUGAAGAUGCAUACCAUUUUCUUUCAUCAGUAUUCUAUGAAAAUGGCUAAGUAAAUAUUGGUAGAUUUUUCCCCCCUUCAUCAGUGACUGUUCUUUAUAUGAAAAUAAAGUGAUGCUUU
This is a messenger RNA of Miniopterus natalensis, 652 nucleotides long. It is a transcript of the gene EXOC1L, whose product is annotated as exocyst complex component 1 like. NCBI's taxonomy places the organism in Eukaryota, Metazoa, Chordata, Mammalia, Chiroptera, Miniopteridae. The record is from RefSeq and is a predicted model, not a curated record.